AUGUGGGGCGCCCUACUGCGGCGCGGGGUUCGUGGCGCCGGCGGGGUCCGCUGUCUGUCCUCGGGCGGCCCGCCCUGGAACCAGGUGGUGUCGGAGGCCGAGAAGAUCGUGGGGUACCCGACGUCCUUCAUGAGCCUGCGGUGCCUGCUGAGCGACGAGCUCAGUAACAUCGCCAUGCAGGUCCGCAAGCUGGUGGGCACCAAGCACCCGCUGCUCGACACCGCCCGGGGUUUUGUGUAUGACAGCCGAAAUAAUUUACAGAUGCGAGGUUUGGUCGUACUGCUUAUUUCCAAAGCUGCUGGACCCAGCACAGCACAACUCUCUUUCCAGCAUGACAUGGUCAGUGGAAUUUAUUCCAGUCAAAGAAGUCUGGCUGAGAUUACGGAGCUGAUCCAUACUGCCUUUCUGGUGCAUCGUGGCAUAGUAAACAUUGGUGAGCUCAAGUCCUGCGAUGGCCCACUGAAGGAUAUGCAGUUUGGGAAUAAAAUGGCUGUUUUGAGUGGAGAUUUUCUUCUAGCAAAUGCUUGCACAAGCCUUGCACAGUUGCAGAAUACCAAGGUUGUGGAACUCAUUUCGAGUGCUAUUGGUGACUUAGUUCAAGGGAUAUAUUAUGAAAACUCAAAAUCAUCUGAGAACUGCCUCACAGAUGAUAUUGGCAUAUCUAGGUGGAAGGAGCAGGUUUUCCUGUCACACAGUGCCUUGCUGGCAAAGAGCUGCCAAGCUGCAAUGGAGCUAGCAAAGCACAGCGCUGAGAUCCAGGACAUGGCAUUCCAGUAUGGGAAGCAUAUGUCUAUGAGUCAUAAGCUACAUUCGGACCUGCAGCCAUUUGUUAAAGAAAGUUCUAGUGACACCAUGGCCUUCAGUUUGAAUUCUGCUCCUGUAAUCCUUCAUCAGGAAUUCCGUGGAAGGGAGGCAUGGCUUAAACAGAUUAGAGAGGCACAAGGAAAAGGAAACAUUGUGGACUACAAGAAGCUGCAGGAAGCGAUCAAGGCUGGCAAAGGUGUGACUUCUGCCAUCGACCUCUGCCGCUGCCACGGGAACAGAGCACUGGCAGCCCUGGAGCGAUUCCCUCCCUCGGAGGCCAGGGACGCCUUGGCCAACAUUGUCUACGCCGUGACCAGGUUUCCCUGACGUGCCGCUCCUGGAGGAGCAUCUCUCCCUCCACAGGUGGAAGCAACCAGGCUGGACCCCAGUGCUGCCUCACACCUCUGAUCGCCUCAUCCCAUCCCGGCAGAGGAACGUGUGCUUGCUGCUGCCGCCACCACCAGCAAAUUUCGGGAGAUGAAAGAAGAAAGGUCACAGACGGUUUUCACUUGUCGUGCCAGAAGCGCACUUGAGGCUGCACCGGUAGAAAUAAUUAAUGAGUCCCGUUUCCGUGACCUCAGCAAAUGGACAG
Cinclus cinclus is the source of this 1396-nucleotide messenger RNA. RefSeq names its product decaprenyl diphosphate synthase subunit 2 (gene PDSS2). Gene Ontology annotation, biological process: ubiquinone biosynthetic process; isoprenoid biosynthetic process. Gene Ontology annotation, molecular function: prenyltransferase activity. Gene Ontology annotation, cellular component: mitochondrion; transferase complex. Bases 1 to 1131 code for a protein of 376 amino acids. The record is from RefSeq and is a predicted model, not a curated record. The transcript has 8 exons. Lineage: Eukaryota; Metazoa; Chordata; Aves; Passeriformes; Cinclidae.